UUACUUUUCUCGUCCUAUUCUUCUAUUUUCUUGCGACCUCGAACCAGUUGCCUGAUUAAAUCAAUCAUCCCACGAAGCAAGCGAGGGGUUUCACCUUUGCUACUUCAACAACACCACAUCAUACCACCCUUGCGGGUUGAAACACGUGCAGCACGAAUCUACAUCGCGCCAUCGAGUCCACAACAAGAGACCAAACAGGAACUCUACAUAAGGCGACCGGAAUUCCUUCCUUGUCUACUAUUAAUAAACCAUUAACUCUACAAAUUUAACCAUCAUACAACUAUCAACAUGUCGAACGAAAACGGACCAUCUAACGACCGCCGUGGCUCUGUUACGUCAGCGGCUUUCUCCAAUCUCUUUCAGCGAAGCAACUCAACAUCAACUGGAAACAAUGGUCGCGAAUCUGUCACAUCGGUCGCAGCUAGAGACCAACGACGACGACUUUCUGUUACCACCAUAGGACUCGGCACUUCUCCCAAUGCUCAAAGUGCCCCGUUUGGGAUCCGACGUGGUAGUAUCUCUACCAACAACUCAGACUCCAUUGACGAAAAUGCUAUCGAUGAUGAGGAAUCUGCUAAGGCAGGCCCUAAUUCUCCAUUCGCUCGUCGAAUGAGUUUCGGUGCCCAGGCCAUGCGCAAUCUGCGUACUGGACCGACUAGUCCUGGAACAGCUGGUAGGCAUUCCCAAGAGUCAAGACGUAUCUCUAAUGGACAUAUACGUGCUCCUCCUACCGGUGCUCCGUCCGCCUCGGCUGCUGCGAGACGGGCAAGCACCUCUCAGGCAAGCCACACAUUUUCUUACAGAAUUCCUUCUGACGUGUAUUCUGCUCGGGCAGACAACGCCUACAAUUGGUCCGAGCAGCUUAGAUCCCGCGCCGAGAGCAGCGUUCAAGGUCACCGACCGUCCUUCGGAGCCGGUAGAUACGGCUCGCCGCCACGCGGCAAUGGCCAACACGAUCGCGCCAAGUCAGUUUCCGAGAUGCCAGCUCCACCUCAGCAGGCUGCUACUGUUAAGCCCAAGCAACCAGAGAGGCCGAAGCCAGACCAUAUGCAAGAACGCAUUCUUAAGGGCGACUUCUAUAUGGACUGAUCGCGCCUAGCUUGUACAAAGGGAAAUACAAAUACCGACACUUUCAAACGAUCCAUCAAACGAUCCAGGGCGGUGUCAACUCUCGAACAACCACCCCAGACAGGCCUUAUGAUUAGGUACUCAUAAGACUGUCAUCUGUUCUAUCUCCUGUAUUUCCUUUGCACUACGUCUCUUCAACUGACGUCAUUCGUUUCGACGACUUCUUUUUACAGCGUUGAGACAGAGAAGUGCGGGGGGGGGCGAGCGGGUAAAUUGUUUUUGCAAAAUAGCUAGCUGGAACGAGAGACGAACAAGGCCCCUUCUGGGGAUGACGUGACAAUUUGGAGAAUUAGAGAUAGUGGCCAAGGGGAGGUCAACUUUGCUAAAUGGCCUGACUGAUUUUUGGAGCCUAAAACAGGCAAUGUUCGGCGUCAAGGAAGAUGGAUUUGAGUUGUACUAGUGAUUAUCAAAGCGCUGCCGAGCUGCGCUUGUAUGAUAUGACGUCGGAUCGGGGCGGUCUUUCUGUUUUUAUGGGAGGACAUCGGACAGGGUAAACGAGUCUAACGAUCAUCGCACAUAUUAUGUACUCGGAGAUCACCAAAACAAUGGGAGCAUCUGACAGGGCGCUAUGAAAAGGAAAAGGCCGCGGUUACUUCCGCGUGUAAGACUUAGUUGAGCUAGCAUAUCAGACUGAGAACCAGAUAUUAAAUCGUUUUAUCACCAUUCAACAUCAUCAUAUUGGU
Annulohypoxylon maeteangense is the source of this 1811-nucleotide messenger RNA. RefSeq lists its product as uncharacterized. NCBI's taxonomy places the organism in Eukaryota, Fungi, Ascomycota, Sordariomycetes, Xylariales, Hypoxylaceae. The coding region runs from base 289 to 1089 and encodes 266 amino acids. The transcript has a single exon. The record is from RefSeq and is a predicted model, not a curated record.